Messenger RNA from Salvelinus namaycush (lake trout), 680 nucleotides. Its product is annotated as polymeric immunoglobulin receptor-like. The transcript has 3 exons. The record is from RefSeq and is a predicted model, not a curated record. NCBI's taxonomy places the organism in Eukaryota, Metazoa, Chordata, Actinopteri, Salmoniformes, Salmonidae. Bases 51 to 680 code for a protein of 209 amino acids.
AUUUGUAAGUCGCUCUGGAUAAGAGCGUCUGCUAAAUGACUUAAAUGUAAAUGUACAUCGAACAAAGAAGUAAUGAAAAAUAUUUCUGUGAGGGACCAAAGUGGACUUAUAGUUGUGAUAAGAAAAUAACUACUCUGAGGAAGAACACCUGGUUCCACAGUGGUAGAUUCUCUCUGUAUGAGAACACUGGAGGAAACUACUUCAAGGUGAUCAUCAGACAACUGACCAGACAAGAUGAAGGGACCUACUGGUGUGGAGUGGACAACCCUAUUAUACCUGACAGUUAUACCAAGGUAGAGCUGGAUGUGAAGAAGGAUGACUGCUGUGGGAAGUCAGUCAUAGAGACGGCCAAUCUGGGAGGAGAAGCUACCAUCAGAUGCAACUAUCCAGAGGACCAUGAGGACAGCAUCAAGUAUUUCUGCAAGGAAAGCAAUGACUUCAAGACUUGUGUUAAUAUGAUCUCUGCUCACCAGACAACUGCAGAAGCUGGUCGUUUCUCUGUGUCUGACAACAGAAGAGAGAGAUUCUCCACAGUGACCAUCAGGGACCUGACUGAAGAUGAUACUGGGACCUACUGGUGUGGAGUAGAAACCAGCAGGACAGAACAACGUUACAUUACACUGAUCACACAGGUGAAGCUGGAUGUUAUAAUUGUGGACCAGAUCUUUACUGAGCUGUGA